AUGACUCGAUGUGUUGGCCUUGCCGAUAACCUUCUAGUAGUGCCUCCUGUCUCCAACCACGAUUCUCUGCGCAGAAGAGAAGCUCAAUACCUCGGAGGAGUGAAAUUAGAAGACUCGGGAUCUAUUGUGGGAUAUCCAACACUGAGCGGACUUUCACUCCAAAGUGCUUUGCCAGUUGCAUCCGCCGUAGCUUUCUCAUCAAUACCACCGUUGAUAUACCUUACGAGAGAUACUGUAAGAGCAUCAGCGACAGCAUCAUCCGUCACAACUCCUGUUGAGUCGGCUCGAACAACAUACAAUACUGCCCCGGAAUUCAUCACGACCAGUCCUCUUCUUUUUACCGGCGAUGGCCUCAAAGUGCUACCUAGUAUAUUUUUCCUAUUCUCAGCUGCAAUUUCAGGAUUAUACUUGGCGGUUUGA
This is a messenger RNA of Sclerotinia sclerotiorum 1980 UF-70, 420 nucleotides long. RefSeq lists its product with no specific name. The transcript has a single exon. The coding region runs from base 1 to 420 and encodes 139 amino acids. Lineage: Eukaryota; Fungi; Ascomycota; Leotiomycetes; Helotiales; Sclerotiniaceae. The record is from RefSeq and is a predicted model, not a curated record.